UAGAAAAUGAAGGGGCGACACGGCGGCGUGGCGUGAAGCGAUUUCAUUCAAUUUUUCCUUUUGCCACAGUGUACAGAGGUCGGGUCUGAUAAAUAAAAUAGUUUUCGCCGACGCCUCAUAACUGUGAAUAAAUAGUCAACGUGAUCAUUUUCCGCGGUCAUAACAUAAAUUUGUGUCUUAGAGUCGGUACGCCUCCCAUUGAGAUAUUGACAUUUUGUCAACUGUGAUAUAACGAUACUCUCGUAUCUUGUUAGUAAUUUUUAGGUUAAAUCCUUUACCUGUGAUGAUCAGUGCUACAUUGUAGUCUAUCGAACUGUGUCGGCUGUUUCAGUGAUAACAGGACUAUAGUUGUAUGGAGGUAGCUAACAUGGCUUACAAUUUGGACAUUACCCCGAAUUAUUCAUACGUAUUCGAGUUCGAAAAUGAAUUCAUUCAUCAGAACUAUCGGAAAUGGAUGACAGAGAAUUGGACUGUCGCCUUUUACUAUGUUGGGGUCUAUAUGGCCUUCAUUUUUGGCGGGCAGUACUACAUGCAGAAUAGACCUAGAUUCGAGCUCCGGCGCACUCUGAUUGUGUGGAACUGCAUGCUGGCCGCGUUCAGCAUCAUGGGCGCCUGCCGGACGCUGCCCGAGUUUAUCCACGUGCUGCGGAACCACGGCAUCUACCAUUCCAUUUGUGUGCCAAGCUUCAUCGAGCAAGACAAAGUGUCCGGUUUCUGGACGUGCAUGUUCGUGCUGUCGAAGCUGCCCGAGCUCGGGGACACGGUGUUCAUUGUGCUCCGCAAGAAGCCGCUGAUCUUCCUCCACUGGUACCACCACAUCACCGUGCUGCUGUACACGUGGUACUCGUUCACUGAGUACACGUCGUCGGCGCGUUGGUUCGUCGUUAUGAACUACUGCGUUCAUAGCGUGAUGUACUCGUACUAUGCGCUCAUCAGCAUGGGCAAGCGCCCCCCUCGCUUCCUCGCGAUGACGAUCACCUUCCUGCAGCUCACCCAGAUGAUCGUCGGCUGCGCCAUCAACAUCUGGGCGCACAACUACAUGGCCACCGCCCCGCCCCACUCCUGCCACAUCAGCAACAUCAACAUCAAACUCUCCAUGACUAUGUACUUCUCCUACUUCGUCCUUUUCGCCCAAUUCUUCUACAAGUCCUACCUCGCCCCCAAAGGCAAGAAGGUCAAAGAAGAUCCCAUGCCAGAAAUCCCCCGCGCCAAGAAGAUUGAGGUUAACGGAUAUCCCAGACAGAGGAAUGGCGUCGUCGCUGCGCACUAGUCGAUUCAGCUUGUGAUAUGUGUUAGUUUUAAUGUACAGGUAAUGGUUAUCGGCCGAUUGGUCGGCUUGUCGUCUCGGCUAAAUACAUGUUUACAUGAACUUAGUUGCUGUAAGCUUAGUAGGCGCGAUGCGCAUGUGUGAAGUUGUGAUUUCUUCGCGCCAUGAUUUCUGACAGCAUUAUUUGAUCAAGUCUUUAUUUAUUCGUGACAGUUAUAAGUAAGAUGAACAUUUGGGGUGAAUUGUCAAGUUGUAUGAAAACUAGAGUAUCUGGCGCGUUAUAUUUAUAAUGUUAAUAAAUUAGUACAAUCAAUCAAUACAAAUAAUUUAAUGGGUGAAUCAACCAAUGGCCUGCGAUAGUACUAGAAAUAAUAUCUUGUAACAUUAAGAUUAUCAGUCUUUUACCCAGAUACAAAAAUCUAGGUUUAUAAUUCUUCUAUUCUAAAGACAGUUUGUUAGGUACUAAUAGACAAUCCUAGACGUCAAGUUCCAUUAGCGCACUCUAGCUAGAUUGAACAAUAGACAUCAAAUUCCUCAUUGACCUUAUGCUCCAUCAUAGUAACAUUGACCUUCAAGCAUGCUGUUUUCUGUUAUCGUUUUCCUCUAUACUUUGAAGCCCUUUAAAAUUAUCUUAGAAAUCUUUUAUUGUAUAUACUUUUCAUUGUUUCUAACCUUUAACCUUGUAAACAUGUUUUUAACCUUUAUUCUUACAAUCUGUUGCGUUUUUUUUUGUAUGUUUAUUUUUAUUAAUCAAAGUACUCAAAUGAAAAAGACGAGACGCGAGCCCACGUUGGGCAAACUUUUGACCAAUGUGAUCUGGUAUAUUGGCCACAUUUGAACAAUUUAAUUAAAUAUUGGACACAUUUGGCCAAUUUAAUUAAAUAUUGGGACACAUUUGGCCAAUAUGACCACUCGGUGUGCCCAGUCGGGCGUCGACCGUGGGACAUUCCAUAUUUGUUUGCGAAUUUGCGCUAACGCUUCCUAUGGAAUGGAAUACAGUGAUCCUUUGAAAUAUAUCACUUAAUUUACUUUUUUACCGGAUUGUUUUGGUCAUUUAUCAGAAACAAAUUAUAUUGCAUUUAAAUCAUCCUUUAAAAAAACAGCGUAAAAUAAAUCUAAGCAAACAACGCUCACUAAAUUUGAAUAUUUUCAAUGAUAAAGUUUAUUUAGUGAUAUAUUCUGCAAAGGAUAUUUCAGCGAGUUGGAUGAAAAUGUUUUAAAUGUAACUACCCGUUCAAUGUUAUUUGUGUGGUAGUUACAAAGAAACAGUCCUUACUUUUAGUUUUAAAACGUUUUUAUCCAACUGGGCGUUACUAUUAACUUGGCUUUUAUAUGGGUUCAACAAGAGACGUUGAUAGGAGAAUAAUGUCAUAUGCCUUCCUUUUUGCGCUGUCGUGUGCUUUAAUACAUCUUCAUUUUGUUAGCGGCUUAACCUAAUGGGUUAGCAAAAGCGAGCAUUCCUCGAAAUAAUCAAAAUAUCGCAACCAAGCAAUGAGUGCAACUGGCGACAUCUUGCGCCUAAUAAAACUAAAUAAGAAGUUACAUAUCUAAACCAACUGUAAUUCGUAACUAUAGAUGGUGUUUAAUAAGGAAAUAUACGAACUAUGUCACAAGAGAAACUAUAAUUCGCAUUUGCUAACCUCUUAUUGGUAUAACCUCUGUCGUAAUACGAAUAUUUAUAACUUAAAUUUGAAAUCUGUCAGUACGUACAAAAUUACGUAUUCAAACCUAAAGCUUAAAGUUUCAUCCCGACCUGUAUAAAAGCAUCUAAGUUGUUGUUGUUUAACAUAUUUAUUACAAAAAGUGAUUUUUUUUAAAUAAUUUAUUUCUAAAUGGAUAGUUUUAACAACCUGUACAGUUAAAAGUUAUGGGAUUUUUUGCUUAAGAUCACGAGUGUGGUCAUAGGAAUAGUUUUAAUACUUUGAAACGCUUGUAAAACAAGUGCACAAAGUGUAAGAAAUGUAAUCCUGAUAGUGGAAUAAGCAAUAUUAAUGCUUCAGAAAUUGACAGUUGAGGUUCAGUGUCCCGACAUAAGACAAGAUGUUGUUAUGUGCUUUCAACUUAUGCCCAAGUGCUAAGGUAUGCCGUUUUGCAAAAGCAUAAGGAUCAAAUUCGAUUGUAUCUUCCACCAUCUCAUUAUCAAAUGCCUUUGUUGUUCCAACAUACAAGUCUCUCUGUAUCAAUACGAUUAUUUUCUCCAGAUAAAAAAAAAUGACUACUAAUUGGAAUGUAUUUCUUCCAAAACUAAAAAAAGCCGCCUUUUUAUAUGUUUUUUUUUUACAAUUUUGUAAACAUUUUUAUUCAUGUUCCAUUUGAUUCUGAAUCAAUUUUGAAGGAUUUAAAGGGAUGCGCGUUAUCUCUAGAUUCAAAUGAUUAUAAUAAAUGGUCACCUAACCAGUCAUAAAAGUUUGACUGUAAGUUGGUAGGUCUCGCCCGAUUUUUAUCGUGUGCAAUUUAGACUUAACUAGUAUAGUGACGCUAAUGACGACAACAAAAUGUUUUAGGGCGUCCCAAGAGUGUGCUUCCGCAAGAAGUGACAGGUUGGCAGCCCCAGCUUGUACAAUAAGGCUACAUUGAAUUUUGUACGGUAGUUAGCGAAAUCAUAAGUGCUCUAACAAUCGGCCAGGCACUUUGUACAAUCCCGUACCAAUAAUUUUCUAAAAUCUCUAACUACCAAGCAAAAUUAUGAAACCAGGACACAUUGUAAAUACUUACAUAAGAUUAUACAAGCCGCUUAUUAUUUUUUAAAUAUUGGCAAAGAAAAUGUGUCAAAAUUUCUACUUAAAAAAUUGUGAUUUAAACGUAGUAUUCAGCUAAAUAAUCUAAUUACACCAUUUUUUUUUUAACGUAAAUGAUAAACAUACCAUUUUGGUAAUAUUAUACAAGUUAGAUUAGUUUUAGUCCAGGUCAAUUUCUUAUAGUACCGCAUAGGAGUCACAAUUUUAGGUAAUGUUAUGAAUAUAGGCUGUUAAUUUAUUGAAUCCAUUGCUUCGUUAUAAAUUAUGUUAAAAUGGGACAACUAACAGGUAUGUAACAUAAAUAUUUAAAUUUGUCAUACAAAUUAAGUGUAAAUUAAGGUUGGGUACCUAUUUAUAAAAAUUCAGGUUUGGAGUGCAAAAAUACUGGCAUACUUGAUAAUACUUUGAUAACACUGCCAAAUUAAGGCUAGUGUCCUACUUGCUACUUAUUUCGAAUAAAAUUGCUACUGAUUUUGAUUAUUUAUUUAUUACUAGCUACUUAAAAAGUGUUUACCACUUUCAGAUAUUACUGUACGAUUUUUUUUCCUAAAAUACUACUAUAGAUUUCACAAAGAACAAUAUUGUUGUUUGUUCAGUAAAUAAUAUAUUUUAUUUAUUGAACUAUCUUAUAUUCCGAGAUUCGAUCAAAGAGGUUUAUAUAAUUAAUAUGUAUAAAUUGCAUUGCUUACUUAUACACUUGUUUGUAUCUUGUAACUAGAUCCUCCUAAAAGUAGAUGGAAGAUCUAAGAAAACAUACAUUUUCAUAAACCGUUUGAAGCAUUUAGAUAUUUUUUAUAUAAUUUUCUUCUGCAUUUAAGAAUCAUAUAAAUCUUGUUCAGCCUAGGACGAAUUAGCGGUUACAGUUCCAUAUUCGAAAUGUAAAAUAAUUAAAAAUAUAUUUUUGUGAAGAAUGUUUUGUGGUUACAAUAAAUUCAGGACAAAGAUAAUUUGUAUCGUCAGAUAUUCAUACGAAACGAAAGUGGAAUUAUUCUUGCAAUCAUUAAUUUGUAUUUUCUGGGCAAAUAAAGCGUUAAUGCGUAUACCA
Molecule: messenger RNA, 5050 nt
Organism: Amyelois transitella
Lineage: Eukaryota; Metazoa; Arthropoda; Insecta; Lepidoptera; Pyralidae
Gene: Baldspot
Product: elongation of very long chain fatty acids protein 6
Exons: 4
Coding region: 353-1270 (305 amino acids)
Biological process (GO): fatty acid elongation, saturated fatty acid; fatty acid elongation, monounsaturated fatty acid; fatty acid elongation, polyunsaturated fatty acid
Cellular component (GO): endoplasmic reticulum membrane
Molecular function (GO): fatty acid elongase activity
Source: RefSeq, a predicted model, not a curated record